Knipowitschia caucasica is the source of this 2799-nucleotide messenger RNA. NCBI's taxonomy places the organism in Eukaryota, Metazoa, Chordata, Actinopteri, Gobiiformes, Gobiidae. The record is from the annotation of a GenBank genome assembly.
AUGUACCCAAUGAGCUUCAGCGCACGUCCGAUGUGCGCUGACGGAGGAAAAAUAUACAAGUUCAUUAGCGCGAGAUCACCCAACCUAAGUGGCACAAUGGCCAGUGAUGUUUGUAGCCACGUGAAGGUGGUUGUGCGAGUGAGGCCGGAAAAUGAGAACGAGAAGAAUGAGAACCUCCACAAUGUUGUCCAAGUUGUGGAUAAUCACAUGCUCAUAUUUGAUCCCAAGAAACGGGACAUAUUGUGUUUUGGGUCUCAAAGAUUACGAAACAGAAACGUCAACAAGAGGCCAAACAAAGACCUCAAGUUUGUUUUUGACCAUGUCUUUGGAGAAAAUUCAACUCAAGCAGACAUUUUUGAAAACACAACAAAGGCCAUUAUUGAUGGAGUCAUGAAUGGAUUUAACUGCACAGUGUUUGCUUAUGGGGCAACUGGAGCUGGGAAGACUCAUACCAUGUUAGGAUCACAGAAUAACCCUGGGGUUAUGUAUCGCACAAUGAAAGAAUUAUUCAAACGGAUGGAUGAGGCCAAGGAGGAAAAAGAGUUUGCUGUUGCUUUUUCAUAUCUUGAGGUUUAUAAUGAGCAAAUCAGAGAUUUGCUGUCAAACACAGGUCCUCUGGCCGUGCGAGAAGAUGGACAGAAAGGAGUGGUAGUGAAAAACCUCACUUUACAUCAGCCUAAAUCUGCAGAGCACAUUCUUGAGGCGUUGGAUUCGGGCAACCGAAAGAGGACACAGCACCCCACAGACAUGAAUGCAACCUCCUCCCGCUCCCACGCUGUGUUUCAGAUUUAUUUGAGGCAACAGGACAAAACUGCCACCCUCAAUCCAAAUGCGUGCAUCGCCAAAAUGAGCCUGAUUGACUUGGCAGGGUCAGAGAGAGCCAGCCACACAAAUGCCAAAGGGGCACGUUUACGGGAAGGUGCAAACAUAAACCGCUCUCUUCUCGCCCUUGGAAAUGUUAUCAAUGCACUAGCUGACCCUAAGAGCAAGAAAGCACACAUCCCAUAUAGAGACAGUAAGCUGACUAGGAUCCUCAAAGACUCUUUGGGUGGCAACUGUCGAACUGUUAUGAUUGCUAAUAUCAGUCCUUCCUCCAAAUCCUAUGACGACACCCACAAUACGCUCAAGUACGCCAACAGGGCCAAGGAGAUCAAGUCUACGCUCAAGAGCAAUGUUGUGAGUCUGGACAGUCACAUUAGCCAGUAUGCAGUGGUCUGUGAGAGGCAACGGCUUGAGAUUCAGCAGUUGAAGCUUAAACUCAAGGAGUAUGAGGAAAGAAAUGUCUCUCCUGGGGAAGUACAAGUGGACAACUUACCGAAGCAAGCAGAGUUUAAAAGAGUAUCUGAGGCUCUGCAGCGGAUCUUCUCAAGUCGCGCUCAGAUCAGGAAGGAGGAGCUGGAGCUGGAGAGGCAGCUGAAGGAGAACGAGCUCCGACAGCGCUACUGUGAGGAGGACCAACUGCAGGUCCAGUACCUCUGUGCCAAAGAGAAGACGGAGAAGGCCACUUGUAAGUUUGAGCGCAAGAUUGCCAGCCUGCGCACCCAGCAGCAGCACAUUUGCAAACGCUUGAAGGAGACAAAGACACGCUUUUUGGACAAUGACGGAUGUCUGCACCGCAUCGAAAAUGAAAUGAAAUUGUUAAAGACAAAUAGUCACUUCUCAGAAGUGUUGGAGAAGGAGCUGCACUGCCACAGACUGGAGUUGCAAGUGAACGAUCUGAAACAACACAUUAAGCAGAUGGUUGAGCUCACAACAGUGCAAGACCAGGAGAACAAGCGGAUGCAAAAAAUGAUGAACAUUCUCCUGCCUGCUUACAGCCGCCAUCACUCCUCCCUGUGUGAGGCAGGCUUUAGCACAAAAACAGACCAAGACGAGAGCGCUGAGUUGGAGCACUUGGCCCUAAGGGAGAGGGCCGUCGUUUGGGCAGAUCAGGGGGGGGCAGAACUAACCCUGAAGCUCGAAGGAAACGGGGGGAAAUCGAAAGUGAUCAAUAAAACUGAAGCUGUGGAUCUCCGCAGUGAACUGGCACCUUUCCUGUCUUUCUCACACCUGCAUUACCACCAGAGCAGCCCCUGCAGUUCCAAUACCAGUUUAAAGGGACCCUCACUGUGUCACGUUGCUUCCUCACUGAAAGGACAAGAACUCCAAACAGACACCAAGCAGGCUGGCCCCUCCAAAGCACCCACCAGAAGAAACUUGUCUGCAGCUAUGGCCCCUGAGACCCCCAGGAGCUCUGUUCUGCCCCUGGUGUGGGACGAUGGGGUAGUUCCCCUGCAGCACACCCCUGAGCACACGCAGAAAACAGUCCCGGCCGCGAGCUUAGAUCCUAACACCACGUUUGAGGUCCUGGAACAAGAGGAUCAAACAAACGCAACCAUCAUCCUGGGCCAGAGCAGCAGUCCAACUCCAGAGCCUCAGCCUGCGUCUCUCUGGGGUCAAAGCCAGCCCCCGAAAGGCAACAUGAACAAGAGACCGCCAAUGCUGUCGUUACAAGACCUGCGACGUACAAAACCCAAGUACAUGGAGAUGACAUCUGCUGCACAAGGGAAACGCAAAUUACACAAUGUGAUCAAAGAGGACUCCUUACAGGGGAGCACUGCAAAACGAAUCAAGAGAGAGAUUUCUGCAACGCACAAGCCACUCAGGGUGCAUCGGACGAACGGUUCAGAGGAGAACAAGCCUCAGAGAGUCGUCAGGAGCAUUUCUGAAGGAAACCUCCACCUCCUUGAACCUCAGAAACCCAGAUCUAUUUUCUAUAAAACCACACAAAAGUUCAGGCAGGUGACCAAGCGGAUGUGA